Messenger RNA from Theobroma cacao (cacao), 1747 nucleotides. RefSeq lists its product as uncharacterized. NCBI's taxonomy places the organism in Eukaryota, Viridiplantae, Streptophyta, Magnoliopsida, Malvales, Malvaceae. The record is from RefSeq and is a predicted model, not a curated record.
UUCUCUUCCACUCCAACUCUUUUCUUUUCUUCUCUUUUUUGCCCUCUCUCUCCAAUCAUUAUCUCUGACGGCCCUUUUUCAUGUUUGAUUUUUCGUUUCUUUUUUCUUUUUUAAAGGACAGUGCUUUUUCUCAUCAACGACAGCCCGUUUCUUAGCUUAAAGCUAGAGGCAGAAAAGUUCUUUCAUGUUUCAUGGAUAUGAAGUCGAUAGAUUGUAUACCUCUGGUCACUGAACGAAAAAGUUGGAGCUCAUGUCUUUGCAGACUUAUUCCGGCCACUGCCUUGCUCUGUGUAAUUUACUUCAUAGGGAGUUCAUUUGUAGCGCCAGAAAACAAAGAGAAAGCGUUUACAUGGGGAGUGGCUGAUAUUUUGCAAACGUCAAAAGUUGAAAAUUGCAAGAACCAAUGCAGGCCUCCUGGAAGUGAGCCAUUACCUGAAGGUAUCAUCACAAAAACAUCUAACUUGCAACUGCGACCUUUAUGGGGCUUCCCAAAGAAGGACGAUACUUCCAGCAGUUUAUUUGCAGUUGCUGUUGGAAUAAAGCAGAAAGAUCUUGUACAUGAAAUGGUCAAAAAGUUUCUAUCUAGUGGUUUUGCUGUCAUGCUUUUCCAUUAUGAUGGUAUAGUUGAUGAGUGGAAGUCUUUUGAAUGGAAUGAUCAAGUGAUACACGUUUCUGCACGCAAUCAAACAAAAUGGUGGUUUGCAAAGCGUUUCUUACACCCUGAUGUAGUUUCGGAAUACAGUUACAUCUUCCUUUGGGAUGAGGACCUUGGAGUUGAAGAUUUCCACCCAAAAAAAUAUGUGUCAAUUGUUGAGAGUGAGCGGCUUGAGAUAUCACAGCCGGCACUUGAUCCUGCUAAAUCAGAGGUACACCAUCAAAUUACUGCACGUGGAAGGAAAUCAAUGGUGCACAGGAGAACUUUCAAGCAUCGUGCUAAUGGGAGAAGUUGUGAUGGGCAGAGUAAAGCACCUCCUUGCACAGGGUGGAUAGAAAUGAUGGCCCCUGUUUUUUCAAGAGCUGCCUGGCGUUGUGUAUGGUACAUGAUUCAGAAUGACUUGAUCCAUGCCUGGGGCCUAGAUAUGCAACUUGGUUAUUGUGCACAGGGUGAUCGAACCAAAAAUAUUGGUGUUGUGGAUGCUGAGUACAUAGUCCACUACAAUCGUCCUACACUAGGGGGCACAGCUGAAAAAAAUCACUCUACUGUUGAAGGUGGACACAGAAACAAGAAAUCUUCUCAUUCACACUGGAAAGAUCCUAGAGUUGAAGUGAGGAGGCAGUCCUAUAUUGAGUUGGAUAUAUUCAGAAAACGAUGGGAAAAAGCUGUCAAGAACGAUAAGUGCUGGGUCGAUCCAUAUCAAUAGCAAAUAAACAAGAGCACCCGCUGCUGUGUAAAAUAUGUACACAAUCAUGCAUUAGAGAUGUUGCAAAACAAAAGGAAGAGACUGAGCAGGUAAUACGGUGGGUUCUUUGGCCCUGAGACCCUGAUUUGAGAAAAAAAAUUUCGAACAAAAUUGUUUAUUUCCCAUUUAAGUACACCAAGUUCGGUCCUGCUUCAGUUCGUUCGUGUAUAUUCGAUAAUUAAAUCGUUCUAUUUUUUUAGUCAAUAAGAAAAAUGUAAUAUUUAUAGGAACUGGCAAGAAAUAAUAAAAGCCCCCCCCCCCUUUUUUUUUUGUUACUGUUUUUUCAUUUUGUCCACUUUGUUCCUCCUCAAGUUGUUACAAAGCAGCAAUGCAUGUGUGAUUUUCAA